CGACAAAAUUGUCGUGAGUUUGGAGAAGGAAUCGUUUGUGUCGUAUAAGUAGGAGAGCCCAACAAUUUCAUUUUAAAACGAUCAACGACAGACCUCUGUUCGUUCUUUCAGACCUGAAUUUAACUUAACCCGAUGGUUAUAUCAGUUAAAAGCGGAAUACUACGAUUUUAUGAUUAGAAGCAGGGCGAAUAUUCAUCAGUUGUUUAAUCAGCAAACGAUAAGAAACUUUAAUCGUAACUUCCUAUCAAUGGUGGGAUUUGCAAGUUUUUGAAUAGCGGCUAGGGUUUAGGGUUUAAGCGUGCGAGUGAAACCAUGUCGAUAGCAGCCGGGACCUUCUCUCCAUGUCUUCUCAAUAAUGGCACUCUCUACCACAGUAGACGGUUUUCAUUCCCACGCCCACAUUCUGCUGCUCGCUUCAAUGUUAAUGCUUUCAAGGUAAAAUCACCAGGAAAGGUUAUCCAAGACCAUAAAGAGAAUGCACAAUGGUUUGCCUCUGGACAAUGGAAAUUAGAUACUUCAUUCAAGUUCUUCCGUGGAUGGUCACUUUGUGGUCCAGAACAAUCUAGACACAAGGUACCAAUAAAGAGAAGAGUGGGAACAUAUUCUUCUGCCGUUCCUGAAGGAGAGGCGUCAGGCAUUGGAUUAAAAUCAGAACAAGAACUACAAGGUCCUUUAGAAAACCCUUUCAAAGAACACAUUCUUUCUUCUGAGUGUGGGGCACUACAUCAGAGCCAAAAUGUUAAUGGUAAAGCUGGUUUUGUUUCGUUUUAUGGAGCUACUCACCAGCAUUUGGAGGAAGAAAUUCCCCGAUUCACAGCAUCCAGAGAAGGACGGCAGUCCCUAGUUUGGCUUUUGGGUCCUAUAUUUUUAGUAGCAACUGUUGUAUUUCCACCAUUUUUUCUUCGAAAGGUUUUUGAAGCUCUCUUUGAGGACUCCCUUCUGACAGAUUUUCUAAUACUCUUCUUUAUGGAGGCUGUGUUCUAUGGUGGGGUUGCCGCUUUCCUUCUUGUUACAGAUUAUGUUCAGAAGCCUUGUUUCGAAUUCGUAGCAGACAAGAGAAGCAUUGAUAACAAGCUAUAUGGAUACAGGGUUGUUUCAAUAGCAACAUUAGUUCUCAGUGUGCUCCUGCCACUUGUAUCUCUUGGUUUGGUGUGGCCAUGGACAGGACCAGCUGCGUCUGCUGCUAUUGCACCUUAUUUAGUAGGCCUUAUUGUUCAGUUUGCAUUUGAGCAGUAUGUCCAACGUAGAAAAUCGUGCGUUUGGACUAUUGUUCCCAUUGUUUUUCAGGUUUAUAGACUCCAUCAAUUGAAUAGGGCUUCACAGCUAGUUGGAGGUUUAAUGUUCACACUAAGAGGAGUAGAAUCCAGUCCACAGACCAUGGCUAUAAAUGGUUCAUUGACAACAUUGCUAAACGUCCUUCAAGUUCUUGGUAUUAUUUGUCUCUGGUCAAUGACAACAUUUAUGGUGAGGUUUUUCCCAUCUCAACCAAAGACUGUUUCUCCUUGAUCUGUUUUUCUUGAGGAGGAUGACUUCCAUAGAGCUGUAAAUGAAAACUCUACGUACAAUGUACAGUUUUGUAAAAUUGAUUUCUCCAUUGAUCAAUUAGAGCAUUAUCUGGUUUGUUAUGAAUAUAUUAUUCUGUUUGUUAAGCAUGUUUCUGAUAUAUUCUUUUUGCCGGUUGAUUACAAUUUCCCUUGGAAUAACCUUCAAAAAUUAGCAGGAAGCAGAUCAUGGAUGUGUUCUUGUGCUAGGCACAUAAUUUUGUGCUAAUUGUUAUUAAUGAUUUAUUAUACUUUCUUCA
Messenger RNA from Cryptomeria japonica (Japanese cedar), 1801 nucleotides. RefSeq lists its product as uncharacterized. The transcript has 5 exons. Gene Ontology annotation, cellular component: chloroplast. The coding region runs from base 313 to 1506 and encodes 397 amino acids. The record is from RefSeq and is a predicted model, not a curated record. NCBI's taxonomy places the organism in Eukaryota, Viridiplantae, Streptophyta, Pinopsida, Cupressales, Cupressaceae.